Messenger RNA from Suillus fuscotomentosus, 249 nucleotides. RefSeq lists its product as uncharacterized. The record is from RefSeq and is a predicted model, not a curated record. NCBI's taxonomy places the organism in Eukaryota, Fungi, Basidiomycota, Agaricomycetes, Boletales, Suillaceae. The transcript has a single exon. The annotation marks the transcript as partial.
CAGGAUGACUUGUACCAAUCAGGCACUCUUUCUUUACCUGCGGUCCGAGAGUGGUUGUCCGAAAUAACGGUAGCUGAACAUUUGUGGUCCGCUAUCACCAGUGUUAUUGCGCCAGAUCAAUAUCAGGCCGGCGUGGAAUCAGUUGCUAAUAUGAAGGAUAUGGUUUGCACUUCAGAUCACAUUGUCUGGCCCUCAGAGUUUUCUGGAUUGGAAGUUAUCGUCAAUCGAGAGACCCCAAGUCAUCGAGAC